Closterium sp. Naga37s-1 is the source of this 6159-nucleotide messenger RNA. The record is from the annotation of a GenBank genome assembly. NCBI's taxonomy places the organism in Eukaryota, Viridiplantae, Streptophyta, Zygnematophyceae, Desmidiales, Closteriaceae.
AUGAAAGGAGGCGGAUGGAGCAAAGGGACGCGCGGCGUGCGAGGAAUGGAUCAGCAGCACCAGUAUCAGCAACCCGUGGCAACAGGACGAGCAGCGUACGAAUCAAUGGACAUGCCCAAUAUGGGCAUGGAGAGUCGCGAUUACGGGCAGGAGGCAGCAGCGUGGGCGGAUGAGAACGGUAACGAGGAUUUCGGACCGGUCGGGGUGAAAAAGAGCCGAGUUUCGUCCAACAUGGGGAGCUCCACGUGGGAGAUGAACCGGCAGGAGGUGAAACGCAGUCGUACGGGCGAAGAAACGCCGUACGACGGGCAAGGCCGCUCCGCGAUUCCGGAUCUGCAGAGCCGAUCGAAGCCGGUGGCGGGGGCGAAGCGGGAGAGCGGGCUAUACGAGAGCGGCGCGUGGAGCAACGGCGUGUUAGGAGACAGAAACCCCAACUUCGAGAACGUCGCGAGCGUCGGUAACAGUCGCCACGUGGAGGUUAACGACGUGGAAGAGGAGGAAGACGAAGAGGCGGAAGAAGAGGACGAUUUAGCUGCUGAGCCGUUCUUAGAUCAUUCUUUAGAAUUCGCGCCUAACGUCCUGUCGUCUAUGGUCAAAGGCGAAGCAGGAGACGCUAACAACGAUCGCGCGAAUCUCGGCGGAAUUGACGACUGGGAGCAGGAGGAGCGGGAACGUGCGCGGGAGCGAGAGCGAGAGCGGGACGAGGAGGAAGAGGAGGAGGCGGAUGAGGCGGUGUUGAGAGCGGUGAAGGGGCCUGCACCACAUCGCGACAGCUACAGCCCGAAAGACAGUCAACGCUACAGUCAACGCGGCAGUCAACGGGAUAGUGGACGAGACAGCCAGAGCUACAGCCGGAGCAACGGUGUUAGCUACAACCGAAGCAACGAUCCUAGCAACAGCCGGAGCUACAGCCACGGGCAGCGGCAGGGAGGCGACAGUCUUGCGAGUCGCGGCGACGCCAGCACGACCCCCAGCGCGCCGCCCGUUUCCGCCAUGAGCGGCGGCCCGCCCGCGCGCGCCGCGCCCGGCGCGCCCACCCGCGCGGCGCCGCAGCCGCAGCGGCCAGAGGCGGGCGGAAGCGGAGAGCGGGAAAGCGCCGAGUCGCUGGGGGUGAGCAGCGGAAGGUGGAGCGGCGGGGGGCGGUCCGCGAUUGGGCUGGGGCGGGAAAGCGCGCUGCGCCUGAGCACCGUGCGGGAGGAGUCGGGCGCGACGACGGACUCGCCGUCGCAGGCGUCGCAGAGCGUGCUGGAGCAGAGACGCCUCUGUCUCCCCACACCCCCACCACGCCCCAUCGCACCACCGAGCAUUCGCUUUACAGAGCACUGCCCCCUUCCCAGCAGGGCGGGGCGUGCGGGGGCAGACACGCCUCUGUCUCCCCACACCCCCUCCCCUCCACCACGCCCCAUCGCACCACCGAGCAUUCGCUUUACAGAGCACUGCCCCCUUCCCAGCAGGGCGGAGCGUGCUGGAGCAGAGACGCCUCUGUCUCCCCACACCCCCACCACGCCCCAUCGCACCACCGAGCAUUCGCUUUACAGAGCACUGCCCCCUUCCCAGCAGGGCGGGGCGUGCGGGGGCAGACACGCCUCUGUCUCCCCACACCCCCUCCCCUCCACCACGCCCCAUCGCACCACCGAGCAUUCGCUUUACAGAGCACUGCCCCCUUCCCAGCAGGGCGGGGCGUGCGGGGGCAGACACGCCUCUGUCUCCCCACACCCCCUCCCCUCCACCACGCCCCAUCGCACCACCGAGCACUCGCUUUACAGAGCACUGCCCCCUUCCCUCCCGCCCCAGCCGUAUUCCCCCUCCCCAUUUCACUGCAGGGCGGAGCGUGCUGGGGCAGACGCGCCUCUCAGGGCGGAGCGUGCGGGGGCAGACGCGCCUCUGUCUCCCCACACACCCACCACGCCUCAACGCACCACGGGGCACUUUCACCCGCCUGCUAUCGAACCCAUCCAACUCGCCAGUGCUGAAGAGCGGUGGAGUGCAACGGUGGCAUACGAUGCAUGUGUGCGCAUGUGCAUGGAUGAGGCAUCCAAGGGGGCAUCCCACGCGCACUUCUUCCUGCAAGACGCUGCCUGUGCCUCUCUGCGCACAUUCUUCGGUCUCCAGCCACUCAUGCUGGUGCCUGUGAGUGCUCAAAACGCAGCAGACGCCAGUGACAGGCAGGGGGGAGGAGGAGGAGCGGGAGGAGGAGGAGGAGGAGGAGGAGGAGGAGGAGGAGGAGGAGGAGGAGGAGGAGGAGGAGGAGGAGGGGGAGGGGGAGGGGGUGCUAGGGGUGGGGAGGAGAGCUCAUCCCCACUGCGGGGGUUCUCCAGCUCUCCUCUCUCGCCGUACGGCCACUCGUCGGCUCGGAAGAAAAACCGCGGCAUUGGCACCCUCAAGCUGCAAGUGCGCAAGGUGCGCAUGACAAGCAAGGGGGACGAGGGGAGGGGUGGGGGCGGGGGGCAGGGGGAAGCCGAGAACCCGGGGGGCGCGGGGGGAGGAAUGGGGGGAGCAGCAGCGGGAGCAGGAGGCGGGACAGGGGGGGCAGGGGCGGCAGUGAGCAGCAUGAUGCGGCAGAUCAAAGGAGGCAUGGCAAAUCUGAGAGGGCUGGCUGCUGAAGCCACCACUGCUGCUCCAGGUGAGUGUGAUAUGGGCCAGUCGGGGCAGGGGAACCAAGGGGGGCAGGAGGGGCAGGGACGACAAAGGGGGGGCGGAGGGGCAGGGGGAGCAGGACGGGAAGGGAGGGCAGGGGGAGCAGGCGGGGCAGGGAAGUUCGUCUCUAUGUUGGUUCCUUCUCUGUCUGCCCAUUCUCCACUCCCUCUCUAUGUUGGUUCCUUCUCUGUCUGCCCAUUCUCCACUCCCUCUCUAUGUUGGUUCCUUCUCUGUCUGCCCAUUCUCCACUCCCUCUCUAUGUUGGUUCCUUCUCUGUCUGCCCAUUCUCCACUCCCUCUCUAUGUUGGUUCCUUCUCUGUCUGCCCAUUCUCCACUCCCUCUCUAUGUUGGUUCCUCCUCUGUCUGCCCAUUCUCCACUCCCUCUCUAUGUUGGUUCCUUCUCUGUCUGCCCAUUCUCCACUCCCUCUCUAUGUUGGUUCCUUCUCUGUCUGCCCAUUCUCCACUCCCUCUCUAUGUUGGUUCCUUCUCUGUCUGCCCAUUCUCCACUCCCUCUCUAUGUUGGUUCCUUCUCUGUCUGCCCAUUCUCCACUCCCUCUCUAUGUUGGUUCCUUCUCUGUCUGCCCAUUCUCCACUCCCUCUCUAUGUUGGUUCCUUCUCUGUCUGCCCAUUCUCCACUCCCUCUCUAUGUUGGUUCCCUUGCUGCUGCCAGAGGGAGUGCUGGUGUCCGUGCGGUGCCCAGCAGAGGAGGCGGGUGAAGCACGGAGGGUGAACCCCAACACCCACCAUUGCAUCAACCUUCCCGUGGAGAGCGAGAGACAAGAGGUGGUGGUGGAGGUGCAUGAUCGCAGUGGGUUGAGAGGGCAGGCCACGGUGCCUGCUGCUACGCUCAUGGACGAAGGGGUGAGUGAUAAGGGGCGCUGGGGUGUUUGGCGAGAACUGGGAUGGGUUCGUUGCACGAUUGAGGGCAAAUGGGUGAGGGGUGGUUCCAAUGGGUGCAGGGAGCAGGCAGCAGUGGCUGCUGCUGUGCUCAUGGUCCAAGGGCACCCGGGUCCCCACAUGUCUCUGUCGCCCUCUUCCCUCAUUUCCCCUUCCCCCCUCCCCUCUUCCCCUCUCCGCUGUCACACAAUCUCCCAUCAGCACCCGGGCGCCCACGUGUCACUGUCGCAGCGCUGCCAUUGGCUGGCAGUGAGGGACACGUGUCAGCAGGAGGUGGCUCGCGUGCAGCUCGCCGUGUCUCUCGUGCCCUGUGCCAGGGACUAUGGCACGCAGGGACUAUGGCACGCAGCGGGUCAGCAGGAGGUGGCGCUCGUGCCCUGUGCCAGGGACUAUGGCACGCAGGUGUGUAAUGCGGUGGACUAUGGCACGCAGUGUCAGCCAAUCACGGAGUCAGCAGCAUACGACUGGGUGCUCGCAGCAGCCAUGGCAGCUCAGGGCUUCCACGCGCGCAACCUCCGCCUCUCCGGCCCCUGGGAGUGGCUCUGCGACCAGUUCGCCACCUGCUAUGGGGUCUCACCACACUACACUAAGCUCAGGUACCUCACGCAUGUGAUGGACGUGGCAACACCGACAGCCGACUGCCUUACUUUGAUUCACCAGUUGUACCUCACGCGAGUGAUGGACGUGGCAACACCAACAGCUGACUGCCUUACUCUGAUUCACCAGCUGCUGGCACCAGUGCUGCAUGCUCACGACAGUGACGGCAGCAGUGUGACUAAACAGGAGGCGCGCAUGCUAGCAGACAUGGAAGAGCGGGUGGGAGACCUCCUCCAACUCACCUUCGAGAGCUACAAGUCGCUCAGCGAGGCUGCCCCCUCAGGCAUCGCAGACUACAUGGAGGAGAGAGUGGGCGACCUCCUCCAACUCACCUUUGAAAACUACAAGUCGCUCAGCGAGGCUUCCCCCUCAGGCAUAGCCGACUCUUCCCGUUCCGCCACCCACCUCUGUGCCUCCCUGGGGCGAUCGCUGGUGGGGGCAGAGGCGGCAGCGCUGGUGGCGCCGGCUAUCCCCCCUGCAGUGCACCUGUUUGGGCUGCUGAACGACCUACUGCUGCCAGAGGUGCAACAGCAGUUCUGCGGUUACCUGCAGGUGAGACGAGGAAGGGGGGAAGGGAGACAGCAGCGCGGCGGCGGUGCCGGCAACACCUGCGGGAUGGGGAGGGGGGCGAUACGGGGAGGGGAAGGGGGGGAUAUGGAGGAGCAGAGGGAGGCGUAUGGGAGCAUGCGACUGGCGUGUGUGGCCAUGUGGAGAGAGGUGCAGGCGGACAUAGGCAUUCACAACCAACACAUCCUGCCCAGCUUCGUGGACUUACCCGAGUUGACAGCUGGCGUGUACAUGGUGGAGCUGCAGCGGCGAGUCAACCAGUUCCUGCUGGCAGUGCCACCUCAGCACCCGCUGCCACAUGUCAAGAACCUGCUGCACGCCACUGCUGACGUGGAGGACAGGCUCAUGCUGUGGGGCGUGGGCAAGGUGCCUGGGGGGUUAGACGCCAGGGAGCUGUUCGGAGUGUACGUGGAGGCGUGGAUCAGAGAGCGCACCCACACUCUCAUGGACGUCUGUCGAGCUCCCAAGUGGGCAGUCCUGGCGCCAAUGUCGGACCGCAAUGCCACGUCGCCUUUUAUGGAGGAGGUGUACGGGGUGAUCAACAGCCUGCUGGACGAACUGGAUUCGGUGCUGGGGCGAUGGCCGCAGUACACGCUUCUGGUGGAGGAGGCGGUGUGCGAUGUGGAGCGAGCAGCCAUUUCAUCCCUCGCCUCUCACUUUCAGAACUUCCUCCUCCUCCUCAACACCCCCUCCUCCUCCUCCGCCCCCUCUUCCACAAAAAAGAAGCUUCUUGGAAUGCUGUCCCGCCGUCGCCCCACACUCGCGUACCAAGUUCCCAUUGAGCUGGGCGUGUAUCUCAACACCAUCAAGCGCAUGCUCGAGACCCUCCGCCCAACAGUGAAGGGAGCUGAGGACAGGCAAAUGGGUUUCCAACACCCAUCCUGGGCGUCUGGGCGUACCCAGCUGGGUCGAACCACAUCGCUGAAGCGAGUGCUCAAGGAGGUGCAUUCCUUUGAAAUGCGCCCUCUCUUUCCCUCCCCUGCAUCCGUUCGCUCCCCUCCUCGCCCCUUCAGACCCAGCUGGACCCAGCUGGGUCGAACCACGUCGUUGAAGCGAGUGCUCAAGGAGGUGCGCCCACAGGCAGGCGACGACAUGACGUCCAAGCUGCAGCCCCUGUCCGCGCUCAUAGGGUCGCUGCUAGCCCAGGCUGACGCAGUGCUGAGCAGUCGAGUAUUCGUGGGAACAGCGAGGGGCCUGUGGGACCGGCAUGGGCGGGAGGUGCUGUACUUCCUGGAGAAGCGGAGGGAGGGGGUGUCGUGGUUCAAGAGUGCAUCCGCUGCUAUCACACUUGAUACGCUGGAUAAUCUGUUCACCCAGCAGAUGCAGCGCCUGCAGGGCCACGCGCUCAUGGAGAGGGACCUAGAGCCGCCUCGAGCCAUCUGUGAUGCGCGGGGGGUGCUGUCUAAGGGAGGUGCACCAGCUGCCACUGCCAGAGUGCACGACUCGCUCUCCCUCUACUGA